AUGGAAUCUAGUACACCAUGUCCAGGCAGCGGCUGUGUUUGCACACUUCAUGGUAUUGUUCCCGGUCUAUCUCCUAUAUCCAGAUUUAAUGUUUCUAUGAUUCAGGUUUACAACUCCGAGAACUUCACCCUAUACGAUUGGGAGAUAAACAUUGCAGAGGCUCAAAAGGCUCACCUAGAUGCCUUUGCACUCAACCUGGCAUACAACUAUCCAACAAACAACCGCUCUCUAGAAAAUGCAUUCAAAGCAGCAAACACGUUGGACUUCAAACUUCUGUUCUCCUUCGACUAUGUAGGGAAUGGCCCCUGGCCCGAGGGCGACGUGAUUGCCGUCAUCAAUAGAUACAGAGACAAUCCAGCAUACUAUCACCACAAAGGCAAGCCUUUUGUCUCAACUUUCGAGGGCUCAUCAAACGCCACAGAUUGGAAAUCCAUCAAGAAAUUUGCAGACUGCUUCUUCGUGCCGGGCUGGUCAGCUCUCGGAGCAAAAGAGGCAUUGGCGGUUGCCCCAGGUAUACCAGACGGCCUAUUCUCCUGGGCAGCAUGGCCCGAGGGCUCCGAAUCGAUAAACACAUAUAUUGACUCGACGUACAUGCAAUGGCUCAAAGAUUCCGGUGACUUACCGUACAUGAUGCCUGUCUCACCGUGGUUCUACACCAAUCUGCCUGGCUAUGGCAAAAAUUGGAUCUGGAAUGGCGACAACCUAUGGUAUGACCGGUGGCAGCAGGUGCUUUCACUGAAACCUGAAUUCGUGGAGAUUAUCUCGUGGAACGAUUACGGCGAGUCACAUUAUAUCGGCCCUUUGCAUGACGAUGCAUAUGCAACCUUCGAAAUCGGCGGGGCUAGUUACAACUAUGCUGCUGAUUAUCCCCAUGAUGGCUGGCGAGAUUUUCUUCCGUUUGUCAUUGAUCUAUAUAAGACGGGCAAGACGAACGUCAAAACAGAAGGUGUCACUGCAUGGUACCGCCAGGCACCCGGCAAGGCUUGCAAAAACGGCGGAACUAUGGGCAACACAGAAACGCAUGGGCAGAAGCUCAUUCCACCGACGGAUGUCCUACAAGACGAAGUCUUCUACUCUGCACUGUUACAUUCUGCGAUUGCCGUGGAUGUGGCGGUAGAAAUUGGCGGCGUGUCACAGGAAGGGAAGUGGAAGAGUACACCACCAGGUCAAAUUGGUAUUUAUCAUGGCAGUGUGCCAUUCGAUGGCAAUACUGGUCAGGUGGUAGUGACGGUCUCGCGCAGAGGAAAGACCAUUGCUGAAAUGCGCGGUGCAUCAAUCUCAGACUCCUGCGUAGAAGAGACUCAGAAUUGGAAUGCCUGGGUUGGAUCCGAGCUCACCAAAAAUCGACCUAAGAACACUUCCACUACGACUCAUGCAAAACCCACCGCUACAUCCAAGGUCUCUGCUGCUCCGGCUUUGCUUGCUUUGACAAGGCUUCCAUUCACAGUGAUCUUUGUGGCGUUGGUUGCAACUAUGGUGUCUGCAAGCCUAACACAGAAACCGCAAGUGAAAUUCGUUUACACACCGGUUAUGGAUCCCCCUUUGCCUCAGAGGGCUUCUUCAUAUGUCUAUGACUAUGCUGGUCCAUCGACCGACUCUCCCUUCGCUACAAGAGACAUCAUCGACAUGGGGUAUGAUCUGUCUCGAAAUUUGGAUUGUUCUUUUCAACUUCAGUGA
Messenger RNA from Penicillium salamii, 1677 nucleotides. The record is from the annotation of a GenBank genome assembly. NCBI's taxonomy places the organism in Eukaryota, Fungi, Ascomycota, Eurotiomycetes, Eurotiales, Aspergillaceae.